Molecule: messenger RNA, 2072 nt
Organism: Parathielavia appendiculata
Lineage: Eukaryota; Fungi; Ascomycota; Sordariomycetes; Sordariales; Chaetomiaceae
Product: SHMT-domain-containing protein
Exons: 6
Coding region: 179-1804 (541 amino acids)
Biological process (GO): tetrahydrofolate interconversion; L-serine catabolic process; folic acid metabolic process
Cellular component (GO): cytoplasm
Molecular function (GO): pyridoxal phosphate binding; glycine hydroxymethyltransferase activity; cobalt ion binding
Source: RefSeq, a predicted model, not a curated record
CUUGGUUGUGACGCCAGCGGCCCAGAGAGCUCCAAUCACCUUGUUUUUCGGCAUCCCAUCGACUUGAGGAAUCGAAACGAUACCCUCAAAACUUGGAUUGCGGUUGUCGAGAGGACCGGGCCGCGGAGCAAUUGUAGCCAAUUAAUUGGCCAUACGUACCAGACUUGGGUAACCCGCCAUGUCUGCCUUGGGCUCGGUCUCUUCGCUGCGGAGCAUCGCCGGCGUGCGGGCGUGUGCGUCCUUCUGCUCCCGCGCUGUCCCGGCUUCAACGGCAGCGGCACAACAGCAAUGGCGGUUUCGGCAGGGUGGUGGCGCGAGGAGGUCGGCCGCGUCCCUGUCAGUUAGCAGCGAUGCGCAGCAAAAGAUACUUGCUUCUCCCCUCCAGCAGGCCGAUCCGAUCAUGUACGACAUCAUCGAGAAGGAGAAAAUCAGGCAAAAGCAGUUCAUCAACCUGAUUCCGUCCGAAAACUUUACGUCACAGGCCGUGUUGGAUGCUCUGGGGAGUCCUAUGCAGAAUAAAUAUUCCGAGGGCUAUCCAGGCGCGAGGUACUACGGCGGCAACGAGUUUAUCGAUGCGGCCGAGAGGCUGUGUCAGCAGCGGGCGUUGGAGACGUUCGGGUUGGAUGCGAGGGAGUGGGGUGUCAACGUGCAGGCCCUCUCCGGUGCUCCCGCGAAUCUUUAUGUUUACUCAGCUCUUUUGGAAACACACGACCGCAUGAUGGGGCUCGACCUGCCGCACGGAGGGCACCUGUCCCAUGGGUACCAAACGCCGACGAAGAAAAUUUCGUUCAUCUCCAAGUACUUUGAGACGGUCCCGUACCGCCUCGACGAGUCGACGGGCCUCAUCGACUACGACAAGCUCGAGGAGAUGGCCGGCAUCUACCGUCCCAAACUCAUCGUUGCCGGCGCCUCCGCGUACAGCAGACUCAUUGACUACGCCCGCAUGCGCGAUAUCUGCGAUAAGAUAAACGCCUAUCUGCUCGUCGACAUGGCGCAUAUCUCAGGUCUGGUCGCGGCCAAGGUACUCCCGGGGCCCUUCUCGUACGCCGACAUCGUCACCACAACAAGCCACAAGUCCCUUCGCGGGCCUCGCGGUGCCCUCAUUUUCUACCGCCGCGGAGUCCGCCGCACACACCCCAAGACGGGCGCCGAAGAGAUGUACAACCUCGAGAACCCCAUUAACUCGUCCGUCUUCCCCGGCCACCAAGGCGGGCCGCACAACCACACCAUCGCCGCCCUGGCAGUCGCCCUCAAGCAGGCCCAAACCCCUGAAUUCCGCACCUACCAGUCCCAGGUCCUCUCCAACGCCAAGGCCCUGGCGCGCCGGCUCGGCGAGCCCAAGGAGAAAGGCGGACUCGGCUACAGCCUGGUCAGCGGCGGCACCGACAACCACCUUGUCCUGGUCGACUUGAAGCCGCAGGGCAUAGACGGCGGCCGCGUGGAGCGCGUCUUGGAGCUCGUCGGCGUCGCGGCCAACAAGAACACGGUCCCCGGCGACAAGUCGGCACUCAUGCCCGGCGGUCUGCGCAUGGGCACGCCCGCCAUGACGACGCGCGGGUUCGGCGAGGAUGAUUUUGAGCGUGUUGCGGAUAUUGUGGAUCGUGCCGUCACUAUUGCUGUGCGCGUCGACAAGGCGGCGCGUAAAGCUGCUGAGGAGAAGGGCGAGGCUAAGACGGCGGGGCGGUUGAAGACCUUCUUGGAGUACCUUGGGAAUGGCGAGACGGAUACCGAGAUUGUGCAGCUGCGGAGCGAGGUGGCGGACUGGGUGGGCACGUAUCCCUUGCCGUGGGAUGCGAAGGCGUAGAACAAGUCUAGAGAAGGGGUGUGGGAGAUGCUAUGGAUAACGGGAAAUGAUGCCAUGUAAACUGUUCAUGUAGCUUUGGCUUUUCAUCUCGAGGCGUUUCGCCGGGCGAGCGGGUUUAACAGUCACUUGCCCUGCUUUUUUCACUCUGGUUUUGGUCGGAUGGGAGUAAACAGUUACUAUAUAGCAUGUUCAACCUGAUGUGUGGCACGUCGCAUGGUCUAAACAGCAGCCGGAUGUGACAAGGGUGCUAUUGCUGUUGCUUCAAGAA